This is a messenger RNA of Lineus longissimus, 3486 nucleotides long. RefSeq lists its product as uncharacterized. The transcript has 5 exons. Bases 77 to 1459 code for a protein of 460 amino acids. The record is from RefSeq and is a predicted model, not a curated record. Lineage: Eukaryota; Metazoa; Nemertea; Pilidiophora; Heteronemertea; Lineidae.
UUCCGAUUUGUCGCGGGAGUGCGUUGAGGAAGUGCUGGAAGUUUUAUCCAGUUUUGGCUAUAUUGACUGCAUCAUCAUGGAACGUGACAUCGAGAACAGCAGCAGUCUACAUCGACACGAUGAGCUCAGGCGAUAUCUUAAUGGACAAAUCCCAAAUAGAGACUUAAAAAUAUUAAAAGAUUCUAUUCAAAGUCUUGGUCUUCUUGAGCCCAAAUUCCUAGAGGAUCACGUCAGCGACUUUUCUGAUAUAUUCCUUAAACUCGUCGGUGAGAAAAUAAUAUCUGUUGGGAAAUAUGGACAGCUCAUCAUGUUGUUUAAAUCCAAUCGUCUUCUUAAAUUAGCUGAAUAUGUACAGCAAAUACAGGAUAAUUUUCCUCCUCCGGCACCCAAUUUCGAUUUGCCAAAGCCUUUUGACGAAACUCGAGGCAAAACCAACAUCUAUCGACAGGAGACCAAGAAGCCAGACCCAGACAUGGGUCCAGGUUCCAGUAUUGAUGUCCGAGGUCACAAAGAGACAGAAUCUGGUGGUGCCUGUGGCACAGAGCACAAAAAUUUAUCCAUCCCAGACGCUGUGGAUCAUGGUGCAGAUGGUAAUAGUGGGUAUUACGGAAAAGGCCGGAGUUCCGACAUGAACGAACAACAAGUGGACCCGAGGGAAGUGCAACACAAGAAAAAUGAGGUGGAAAAUCAGCAGCCAAUCAUCCAGCCUGCCAAGCUUCUUCCACGUCGCCAACCAGAGGAUACAAGUUCCGAAGCAGAGAAUAUGCAGUGUGAUUCAGACCCGCAGCCAGAGGGGAUGACGAGUUCUUAUUUUGAUGAAGCCAGAGCCAACCAGCCUCCAGUCAGCCAGAGAGAUAUAUCAGAGACUACCGAUGGCGUGUCCAAUAUGCAUAUUGAUCCUCCUGAAACUGAUCCCAUACCUGAGCCAAUUGGUGAUCGUACCAGCACUGGCAGCAGACCUGGCAUACCGCCUCUGUCCUCUGGAAGCAUGUAUCCGAACGCUGGAGGAGCUCCACAGAACCCUCAACCUGUUUACCCAGAUCCUCCUCCGGUUUCGGAGCAGCCUCCUUCGGUGGCCCAGCAGACAGCACCCAUCAUCCAAAAUGCAAAUAUAACCGGAUUCGGUAACAUGGGAAAUGUCUUUGUUGGUGGAGAAAUGACUAUCUGCCAAACCUCACAGGCCACAGAUGUAACGAUGGCCCAACAACAAAAAGGCAAAAGACCAACUGGAACCUCUCAGGCUGCUGAGGGGGUACCCGUGAAGAAAGGUUCCAUUGUGAUGCCAACAGUUACCACAGUAACUAGAAAUAAGUCCAGACCUCCCAAAGGUGUUGCUAAGGGUGAACCUUCUACAAUCCGGCAGACAAGCAACAUCAGUGGCAUGGGAAACUUCGGAAAUGUCUUCUGUGCAGGAGAUAUGAAUGUGACCAAAACAAUUCAAGCUGUCCCAAAAAAAUAAUCGAAGAUCGAGGUAGAGGUCUACUUUGGCCAAGCCUUGAGCCUGAACAUUCAUAGAAAUACAUUAGAACUUCAUCUGGGGACACUUUAUAAUGCACCGAUAACACUGUCCUUAGUGGAGAAUGUGUAUGCAUCAAAUGCUUUUGUACUACACCAAGGGCCAAAUUCAUGAAGGGCGUUUAGCUUAAAACAGCGUUUAACUACUGAAUAGACAGAUUCAGGUCCAUCAUGUAAAUCUUCACAGAAUAUGAAUAGGCCCUGAAACUAAUUAGAGAGAAGUUACACACGUCUAACCAUUAAACGCCCUUUAUGAAUUUGGGCCCAAAUGUUUUUUGAACGGUGCAUGAAAUAAGUACUGUAUAAGUCUCUGUAAGGUCAGAGACAAUUUGUAAAAAAGCAUAUAAUUGCCUAUUUCUUGAGCAGUUUGGCGUUUUCUGCUCUCGUGAUGUGAUUUUGCCGAUGACUCCACAUUUCUUUGGGGUAUUAAAGCAAUACAAUUGUUGCCUUUUUGGCUCACCGUAGGAGUCUAUACGAUAGCCCUGCGUCCGUCGUCGUCGUCGUCGUCGUCCGUCGUCGUCCGUAUCCUGUGUGGCACGUUUCUUAACCGCUUGUGCUAUGAACUUGAAACUUUGUACACAUGACCCCCUAGGUCAGAGGUACUCUGACACUGAAUUUCGGUCUGGUCUGGUUCAUGACUUAGCCACCAGGCGGCCAAAACUUAAAACAUAAAAAGUGUGAUAUGUGUCUUAUUAAUGAUCCGUUUUCAAUAAGGAAUUUAUGGUAGGUACUUCUAGCAAGGAUACAUCACAUAUCAUAGGGGUUUUUGAUUUGACCUACUUUUCAAGGUCACAGAGGUCAAAUGGUGUAAAUUGGCCGUCAGGCCGUAACGAUGGUACGUUUCUUAAGUGCAAUGACUAUUGAUCCCAAAUUUGGGACACAUUUACCCCUUAGUCAGGUGAUCUCAGGGACCAAAGUUUGGUCCAAUAUGAUUCACAACUUGACCACCAGGGGGCAAAAUCCAAAAACCGUAAAAAUGUGAUUAUUCCUUAACUUCUUGCCCGAUUGCCACCAAUUUGAUAUCAUGGGUACAUCUAACCACCAUACAGUAUAUGUCACACAGGUUUUUAAUUUGACCUUCUUGUCAAGGUCACAGAGGUCAGAUGGCGUAAAUUGGCCUUCAGGCCGUAACUAUGGCACGUUUCUUAACUGCAAUGACUAUUGAUCACAAAUUAAGUACACAUGUACCCCUUGGUCAGGUGAUCUCAGGUACCAACGUUUGGUGCGAUCUGAUUUGCCGUUUGGCCUCCAGGGAGGGGGCCAAAUCCUAAAUUCUUCAAAAUGCCAUUAUUCCUAGUAAUUACUUGCCCGAUUGGCACCAAUUUUAUAUCAUAGGUACAUUUAAUUCUAACAACCAUUCAAUGUGUCACCCGGAUCUUUUUUGAUUUGACCUACUUUUCAAGGUCACAGAGGUCGAAUGUACUGUAAAUUGGCCAUUUUGGGGAAAUUGUAAUUGCUUGGACCUACAUCAAACCUAACACUACAUAACGCAAUACCAUGCUCUUUAUCCAUCUUUCCUCCACAUGAGGUGAGCACAAUGGCCCUGGCUAUUUCAUUAGAAAUGACACCGGUUACCUGUUUAUCUGGUUGUGGUGCAUGUCGUUGGCACAGUCGAAUUGACCGGUAUGAAGGGGUGAAGUAGCCUAAUUUGGCUGCAACUCGCCAAUUGGCGAUCCUGCCCGACUAAUGCAUUAUACAAGGUAUGGUUGAAAUCUAUACCCGAUUGCAAAUCCAGGAUUUGACCUGUGUGAUAGAUAUUCAAACCCCUGGUGCUAUUUCCUUGAGAAAGAGUUGUGCCCUACCUGCUGUGCUCUGAGAAAAGAUUGUGCAUACGAACUUGUUCAUAUCUUGUAUAGGUCAACUAGAAUUGUGGUGAUUUUUUUAUGAUUUAGUGUGUCGCAAUAUGACCAUGUUCGUUUGUGUAUGAGCAAGAUUUUAAUGGGUUAUAAAGUCCAAGAAGUGUGAAACUAU